CCGCAAAAGGACACUUGCAACUUUAUUUAUAAAGUGUCACGGAUCUGCUGCAUUUAUUGUCUGUUUCAUAAUAGUCAGCAUGUAGUCAGUCAAAUGAAAGAAAUAGCCUAUUUAUGAAUGGAGUCGCUGAAUGCGCUCGAGCGCGCAGCAGUUCAUGUUCCAUUUCCAAUAAGUCAGUCUCCUCCUUCAAAGGGUGAUCGGACGACGCGCUCAGAGUCCACCCGCUGCAGAAUGGACGGACUUUACGACCAACAAGUGCCUUUCAUAAAAUCUCAUAAUCCUCGGGGAAAGACGUCCAACACGAGACCAACGAAGGACAGGAAAAGAAAAUUCAUUAACUCUGACCUGGCUUUGGACACCGAGGAGCUGUUUCAAGAUCUCAGUCAACUUCAGGAAACCUGGCUCGCUGAAGCUCAAGUUCCUGACAAUGAUGAGCAGUUUGUUCCAGACUUUCAGAGCGAAAACUUGGCGUUCCACGGGCUGCAGUUGAGGAUAAAGAAAGAGCCCCACAGUCCGUGUACUGAUCUGGGCUCAGCCUGCAGUCAGGAGAGGCCCUUCAGACUCCACUAUGGGGAGAAGUGCCUGUAUAACAUCAGUGCCUACGAGCAGAAGCAUCCCUCGGGAAUGAAGGCCUCCAGCCCAGUGUCUACCCCCUGCAGCACGCCCGUGUCCCCUGGCCAGCAUGGGUCUCCCACAGCCGCCCCCACACCGAAACCAGACAGGACGUACCCUCACCUCGCACCCCCACAGCCCCUCCCUGACAGUGCUUAUCCCAUGGACCACAGUGUUUUGUUCAGAUUUCGGCGGCAGUUGUCAGAGCCAUGUCAUUCCUUCCCCUCUCCUUCAAUGUCGCGGGACGGACGGCCCAUGUAUCACAGACAGAUGUCGGAACCCAGCAUCCCCUUCCCUCCUCAGGGGUUCAAGCAGGAGUACGGCGACCCCCUCUUCGAACAUCCGGCCAUGGUGGGUGUGCAGCUUCCCCAGACGUACACGCACUCCAUGAUGAUCAAACAAGAGCCUCGCGACUUCACCUAUGACUCAGAAGUGCCUAGCUGUCACUCUGUAUAUCUUAGACAAGAAGGAUAUCUGGCCCACAAUAACAGAACAGAGGGAUGUAUGUUCGACAAAGUUGCAAGGCACUUCUAUGAUGACACCUGUGUGGUACCAGAGAAGGUUGAAGGUGAUAUAAAGCAGGAGGCGGGGCUGUACCGUGAAGGCCCAACCUAUCAGAGACGAGGUUCGCUGCAGCUCUGGCAGUUUUUGGUUGCCCUAUUGGAUGACCCCUCAAAUUCAAACUUCAUUGCGUGGACUGGCCGGGGCAUGGAGUUUAAACUCAUUGAGCCUGAGGAGGUGGCACGGCGUUGGGGAAUACAAAAGAAUCGACCUGCUAUGAACUACGACAAGCUUAGCCGAUCAUUGCGCUAUUACUAUGAAAAAGGCAUCAUGCAAAAGGUGGCAGGUGAAAGAUACGUGUAUAAGUUUGUCUGCGACCCCGAGGCUUUGUUCUCCAUGGCCUUCCCCGACAAUCAGCGUCCGGUGCUGAAGACCGACCUGGAGCGGCAGAUCAACGAGGAAGACACCGUGCCGUUGUCACACUUCGAUGAAAACAUGGCGUACAUCCAAGAGGGUGGCUACUGUAACCCGCACCCGUACAACGAGGGCUACGUCUACUGAAAACUGCUACCGGCCGUUCGAAAUCAAAACCAACUUUCAGACUUGUCCCUCGUUUCCUUCAGUCAUUCCCCAGGACAAAAGAGAGCACUUUAUGGACAGAGGAUGAUAGCAGUGUGUAAACCUACAAACGUACUGAUGUAGUUAUUUUAGAUGCUCCUUUGG
Messenger RNA from Carassius auratus (goldfish), 1836 nucleotides. RefSeq names its product ETS translocation variant 1-like. Bases 118 to 1674 code for a protein of 518 amino acids. NCBI's taxonomy places the organism in Eukaryota, Metazoa, Chordata, Actinopteri, Cypriniformes, Cyprinidae. Gene Ontology annotation, molecular function: sequence-specific DNA binding; DNA-binding transcription factor activity, RNA polymerase II-specific. Gene Ontology annotation, biological process: cell differentiation; regulation of transcription by RNA polymerase II. The transcript has 12 exons. Gene Ontology annotation, cellular component: nucleus. The record is from RefSeq and is a predicted model, not a curated record.